Ilex paraguariensis (yerba mate) is the source of this 1414-nucleotide messenger RNA. The record is from the annotation of a GenBank genome assembly. Lineage: Eukaryota; Viridiplantae; Streptophyta; Magnoliopsida; Aquifoliales; Aquifoliaceae.
AUGCCUCUCGUAACUCAGCUGGAUCGAAAUUCACCGACUGUUCAAAUUGCCUCUGUUCUUCCUUCGGCUGUGUUAUCUUCAACAAAUAAUCAAUGCUCGUCAUCUGGAUUAGGAAUGCACAUUCCUGCUGAUUCUUCGAAUGUUCGAAAUGCUCAAGGAGUUAAUCUGCAUUCCCAUUCUGUUUUGAUUCCUCCAUCUAAUUCAUCUCCUCAAGAUCCUUCGACUGACCGACUUCUGCCAAAAACUCAGAUCCCGAUUCCUGGAAGAGAUUCUCAAGUUCCUCUUGUUAUAACGAAUGAUCAGAAUCCUUCUACUAUUCAAAUUCCUUCAUCUCCAAUUCUAUUUGGUUCCUUGAAUGCUGUUAUUGAAAAUGGAUUAUCUUCUGUUAUUAUGGUGAAUAUUGAUAAUGCUGCAAAUCCAAAUAUUACAACUGUUGAUGCUGAGGUGGGAAAUGCAAGGGUGAUUGGAAUGGAGGAUAUGGAAAAUGGUAGGAAUAUGGCUGUAUUGGGGCAGACAUUCAGUGCUGAUAAGAGUCCUGAUAUUGGAGCAUCUGUUGCUGAUAAACUGAUUACUGAUCCAGUUCCACAGGAGAUGAUCAAUGUGUGUAAUAUUGCAAAUGCUGCUUUGAUUAAUGAUGUUGUGGGAGUUGAGGUUGGGUCUCUUGAUAUUUCCCCAAUGGUUGUGGAUUGUGGAAAUCAAGAGGGUGAUGGCACUGAUAAUGUUGGCAUCAGUUUGGAAUCUCCUAUUCUGCCAGAUCAUGAAAAUUCUCUGAUUUUGGUGGAGUCUGAUUCUCAAAUUCUAGUUCAAAUGGUGAAAGGUCUGGCUGCUAUUCCAUGGAAGUUGCAAGAUCUGUUAAAGAGGAUUAAACUGUUAUUUGGAAUGAUGAAUUUGCAGAUUUCACACAUUUACAGAGAAGCUAAUGGAUUGGCUGAUUUUUUAGCUUCUUUUGCUGUUCAUUCAAAAACAUAUACUGAAUUCUCUGGCAGUAAUGUAUUGCCAGUGGCUGGAAGGUUAAUUCUGCAACAAGACCAGACUGGUUUACCUAAUGUCAGAUUGAAAAGAAUACUUUAUCCUUUGGGAGGGAAUAACACCAUCUCUAUGCCUCUUAUUUCUCAAGUGAAUCAAACUAAGCCGACUGUUCGUCUGGCCUCUGUUCUUCCUGCGAAUGUAUCGACUGCUGUAAAUGAUCAGAGUUCUUCAUCUGGGUUAGGAUAUCAUGUUCCUAUUGAAUCUGUUAUUGAUCGAAACACACAGAGAGUGCUUAUGAAUCCUCCACCUUCUCUAAUCCCCCAAUCCAUUCCUUUGGAAAUUCUUGAAUCCUCGAUGGAUCGAAAUCUGAACAAAUCUCAAAUCCCUGCUUCUGAUAAAGAUACUCAGAUUCCAAUAGUCAUUUCGAAUUCUCAAAUUCCUUCAG